AGCUUGGAACGUGCUAUAGCGACUGGUGAUCCAUUUCCUUGUCUGGAUGCUCUCGUGCUUCGCGACAUGUUUCUGCCUCGUUCAGGAUGGUCUCCUGAUCUGGCUUCAUCUGGUCUCACCACUUGUGAAUUUCCUCUUACCGAUGAGUCUAGCGGCACUUCUUCCCAGUUUCAAGGUCUCCGCACUUGGUCCGAACGUUGGCUUCAGACCUCAAGGCCUAGCACUUUGGAGAACCGGUGGACCGUCGUGCUGACCCCAUCAAGUCAAACUGGUGACCCAAUUAAUCGCAUUCAGACUGCUUCCUCUUUGCCGUGCUCAACUCUGAGCCUUGCUGAUAUACCAUCUCCUCUUUGCGGUAAUGUCUCAUAUCACGGACCUGAAGCUUUACUCGACUCCUACGUAACUCGUGAUUGGCGCCGCGUCAGUCUGCUUCUUUGUCUAGCUGAGCUUCUUUCUGCUAGGCGCUUAGGCUAUCCUCCCCUUUCCCCUGCCGGCGUCGGCCUCGGUGCUUCCGUGCGGGAGGUGACACAUGUUAAUCCAGCGCCCACAGUGCGCACCGCCGAUUUGCCCAUCAAGCCAUUUGAUGUAUUCGCCAUCUGA
Protopolystoma xenopodis is the source of this 600-nucleotide messenger RNA. Lineage: Eukaryota; Metazoa; Platyhelminthes; Monogenea; Polystomatidea; Polystomatidae. The record is from the annotation of a GenBank genome assembly.